AGGCUGGUGGCACUGGUUGUGGCUGGUACAAGGAGGAGGAGGAGGAAGAGGAGGAAGGAGAAGCAUCAGCAUCAGUGUGCCUGCAAGGGGUUAACUCUGCUCCAGCCUGGGAGCCUCUGGGGAAGGAAGGGAAGAAGAGCAGAAGGAGAAAGAGAAGGGAAAGGAAGGCAAGGCACCUCCCCUUCUUCGCUUGGCACACACUGCGCUGCAUCCUGCAGACCUGGGCAGAAAGAGGAGGAGAAGGAGGAGAAGAAGAUGAGUGCCCCAGGCAAAGCGCGAAGAGAGAGGGGCAGCCUGGCUGAGUACGAGACCCAGGUGAAAGAAAUGCGCUGGCAGAUGGGGGAGCAGGUCCGAGGUCUUGACUCACAGGCUGAGAGUCGGCAGCAGUUACUCCAAGAUGUGGCUGAUUUCUUGCGCCGGAAGGCGGAGGUGGAGCAGGAAUAUUCCCGAGGAUUGGAGAAGCUGUCUGAACGCUUCUCGGCUAAGAUUCGUGGCUCCAAGGAGCAUCAGAACUUCAGGAAGGACCAGAAUCUUCCAUCCCCCUUGAACUGCUGGUACACAAUCCUCAACCAGACACGGCAGGCAAGCCGGGAUCAUGGCGCACUGAGUGAAAUCUACACAGGCCACUUGGCGCUGCGCUUGGUACACAUCAGUGAUGAUGUAGGGCGGCUGGCCCGGAAAAGCAAAGAGAUGGAGCAGCAAAUGCAGGAUGAGCUGCUGAAGGCAAUUUCAGAAUUGCAGACAGCCAUGAAAUCAUAUCAGACGUACCGCAUCGACUGCUUGAAUGCAGAGACAAAGCUGCGGGAGGCUGAGCGUCAAGAGGAGAAGCGAAGUGGCGGAAGGCACCCUGAUCCUGGGGGGUCCCCUGGUGGAAUAGGGCUUGACAAGACACCCCGUCGCACCUCGCUCCGAAAGGUUGAACGACUGCUGGAAAAGAGGCAGUCUAAGUUUCUGGAGAGCAAGCUCAAAUGUGCCAAGGCCAGGAAUGACUACCUGUUGAGCCUUCACUCUGCCAAUGCUGCUAUCAGCAACUACUAUGUCCGCGAUGUUGCUGACCUGCUAGAUUGUUUUGACCUUGGAUUCCACCUUUCCCUGGGCAAGGUGUUGAGGACUUACCUAGCUGCAGAAUCCCGGGCCCAGGCAUCAUGGCAACAGGGCCUGUGCACCAUUGAAGGAGCUGUUGAUUCCCUGGACCCACUAGGGGACAAAUCCAGACUGAUGGAAGCCAAUCCUGCUGCUUAUUGCCCUCCUCUGUGCUUUGAUUAUCAGCCGCAUGAAGGUGAUGAGGUCUCCGAGGUCCGGGCUGAGGGUCCCCUGAGAAAUGAACUAGUCUCUCGCUUCCAGCAUAUUCAGUCUCGCCUCAACGCUAUCACAUUGGAGACAGACGAGGUAAACAAGACACUGAAGGCAACUCUGCAAAGCCUGCUGGACCUGUUGUCAGCAGAGGAGCCAGAAGCACUUGAUGCUUUCCAGGGUUGCCAGUCCACAGAGUCACUCAAGUCAACAGGUUCUGAUGCGGGUGGGAAGCAAGCACUGGCAAAGCGUCGGGCCAACCAACAGGAAACAGAAAGCUUCUACAUCAUGAAAUUCAAAGAAUAUCUCUCUGGACGAAGCAUUCAAACAAAGCUGCAAGCAAAGCAUGACCAGAUGAAGGAGGCAAUAGAAAAGGGUGCUGCAGUGGAUCGAGAGCUAGCCAGGCCACAGUCCCAGCGCAUCCGGCGUUCCCGCCCUCCCUCGUGCUACCAUCACAAGCUCUUCGGGGGUGACCUGCAGGCCUUUUUGGAGAGUUCCGGCCAGGCUGUCCCUCUCGUGGUGGAGAGUUGUAUCCGCUUCAUCAACCUUCAUGGACUUCAGCAUGAAGGUAUUUUUCGGGUGCCGGGGUCCCAAGCACAGGUAGCGGAGAUCCGGAAUGCCUUUGAGAAAGGUGAAGACCCCCUAGCAGAUGGCUUUAUACAACAUGACCUAGAUUCAGUAGCUGGAGUACUGAAAUUGUAUUUUCGGGGACUGGAGAAACCUCUCUUUCCUUGUGAUAUUGUUCCUGACCUGCUGACAACAGCCCAACUGGAGUCUUCAGCUGAGCGCAUCUCCCACCUCCGAGCCCUCAUAUCCCAGCUUCCAUCUGCAGUUCUGGUGGUUCUCCGAUACCUCUUUGCCUUCCUCAACCAUCUUUCUCAGUACAGUGAUGAGAACAUGAUGGACCCCCAUAACCUAGCUGUGUGCUUUGGCCCUACCCUGAUGACAGUACCUGCAGGCCAGGAUGCCGUGUCGGUGCAGCCCCACAUCAAUGAGGUUGUGAAGUGCCUGAUUGUGCACCAUGAAGCGAUCUUCCCUGGAGCCAGUCAACUGCCGGCCCCCCAGUAUGAGAAGGUCAUGGCAUUGGCUGAAGAGGAGUACUGUGAUGUCUUGCCACUGGAAACCACAGCAGAGGAACCUGAGACAGAGGGGACCCCCGAAACUCCAGCUAGUGAAGAUGAGUGUGAUUCCCAGUCUGAGGCUCUGCCCCGCUCUGGCUCCAUGGUUCAACAUGAGGAGCGGUUUGUGCCACAGCAGCGAGCAGCUCCCGUUGGCUGGCGGCGAGGUGAGCGUGGCGGCAACCGGGGACUAGUGCCUCCCAUUGUCUUGCCUGACAGCGAGAAACAGUCUAGCCCCCGGAGUUCCAGGUUAGAGAUUGACACGGGAUCCUCUGUGGAUGAGCUGCUCCCUGAACCCGCCAGCAGGCUGCGGAUGAAUUCGGAUGCAGGUGGCGGGGGUCGCCAGCGUGGCAGUAGUGGUGGUGGGAACAGUCCCAUCCGCAAGCUGGCGUCACCCUUCAUGGAUGGGGGCCGCCUUCCUUUCCCCCUCCUGCAACCCACUCACACCAGGACCUUUCACCCCACUGAAAGGCCAGACCGGUGGGGUGAAAUUUCCCCGCGGUCAUGGGGAAGCAACAACUCUGAGAAGCAGGUGGCAACAGAAAAAAGGGUGGAAGUAGACCGGGAGGUUGCCAGGAAUAUGGAUUCUGUGUUCAAGGAACUUCUUGGAAAAACUAGCUUGAAGCACACAGGAGCUGAUGAACCCUUAAAUCACCCUGAGCCACCCGAGCCUUCAAAGAGCAACCCCAUUGGCAAAAAGGGCAGUGCCACCCCUGGCAAGCAUGCCUCUUCAAACAGGGUGCUCCUGAGGGGCAGAGGGGUCUUCAAAUCCUCGGGGAAUGGAGAAUGAGCCAGACUUGGGGUGAGGGAAGGUGCCCCCAACAUGACCUGCCCAAUACUGUGAUUAUCUUUUCUUCUCCUCUCCUCCUUUGUCAUAUACUGAAGACCAACUCAGGGCAGAAGUCUCUCUCCCUGCCCAGCUGCAAAAGGAUUUGUGAAGAUGGUGGGGAAGUUGGUGAUCUAAUUUUUUGGGAGUUUUAAUUUCCAUGCCAGAUGUCUAAGGGUGGGUUGGGGAGGCAUUUGUGAUCCAGUGUCCUCACACGCUGGAGAUGAAUCUGAAGGUUUUAAAUGUUGUGGAGGCUGGGUGGGCGCUCAGACAUAUGGCAGAGUUAAGGAUUGGGGUGUUUUUUUCCCCUGGUCUAGUGCCCACCCCCUUUAAUCCCAUCUAUGCUACAAAAUGGUUUGCACCUGGAUUUGCAUGUGAAAGGGGUGAGGUGGGAGUGGGUCUACCAGGAUUUUUUCUGUUCCAAUUUUGGCUGUGGGGGACGGGAAUAAUGUUUUGUGGGUUAUGAUGCCAGGUGUUGACAUGGAGGACUUGCUCUCCCUUGUACGUGUGUCCUUUUCCUGACAUGCUUCACACAAGCCCUCGCCAGCUGUGCUCUCCUCCCCACUUUCCUUCCCUCCCCUUCUCCAGCUUCAAAUAUUGCAGUGUCCCCCUUGGUGCUUUACACAUUUGUCUCUUCUCACGCAUCCUCCCUGGUGUACCCUCAUCCAUUCUUGCACGCAUCACCCUCCUACAUUGGGGCAAUAAGUUAAGGGGGCAUAGUUAGAGUGGGAAUCCAUGUGCCAAUUCUUUCCCCCACAUCCAAGGUCCAGUGCAUUUUCCCUCCUCCAUUCUUUUUAAAAUGAUAUUAACCGCUCAGUAUUGAUCAAAGCUGUGUGUACCCUAGGCUUAACAAUUCAGCACAGAAAAAGGCUGUAUAAAUGAUGCAGAUUCGGCAAAUGUGUGUGGAUUUUCUUAAUUUUCAUAAAUUAUUCUGCUUGUGCUAGUCAGUGUGAAUGGGAAAGGAUCUGAAACAGGCACUGAAAUACCACCCUGUGGCCACUGAAAACCUGCAUAAGUCAUCCCUGUGGUUUCCAAAAUUUUCAUCAAGCACUGAGCAAAACCUCUUAAGCAUAUCUUUGCAGCCAUAAGGGCUAGAAACUUACUUUUUUUUUCUUUUUUAAAGCUGAGAUUCUCAGGAAGCAGAAUACUGUGCCUGGUGCCACAUCCUGUAUUUUUGUUUUUCUGUGCUCCUUCAAAAUUGCAGCAUACACACAGUCCUGGUAUUAAUUUCUCUAUGACCAGAAAAUGAUUCUGUACUGUGAUCCCCCCCCCCGGGUGUCUCUUUAACCCUCUGUCUCUUGCAAUAAACUGGAUUUGUAAACUCUCCACAGAGAGUGCCCGCCAGUCGGGAUUUUAUACGGAAUAAACAAGACACUGAAGGA
Molecule: messenger RNA, 4619 nt
Organism: Sceloporus undulatus (fence lizard)
Lineage: Eukaryota; Metazoa; Chordata; Lepidosauria; Squamata; Phrynosomatidae
Gene: ARHGAP4
Product: Rho GTPase activating protein 4
Biological process (GO): signal transduction; negative regulation of cell migration
Cellular component (GO): cytoplasm
Source: RefSeq, a predicted model, not a curated record